Messenger RNA from Sciurus carolinensis (gray squirrel), 8584 nucleotides. It is a transcript of the gene Scube1, whose product is annotated as signal peptide, CUB domain and EGF like domain containing 1. The record is from RefSeq and is a predicted model, not a curated record. Gene Ontology annotation, biological process: signal transduction. Gene Ontology annotation, molecular function: calcium ion binding. The transcript has 23 exons. Gene Ontology annotation, cellular component: cell surface. NCBI's taxonomy places the organism in Eukaryota, Metazoa, Chordata, Mammalia, Rodentia, Sciuridae. Bases 96 to 3152 code for a protein of 1018 amino acids.
ACAGCAAGCAGCGAGGAGCGCUCGCCGAGCGGCCGGUCGGUGGGUCCCGCGCCCGGCACGCCCGCACGCCCGGCCCGACCCGGCCCGCAGCGAUCAUGGGCGCGGCGGCCGUGCGCUGGCACUUGUGCGUGCUGCUCGCCCUGGGCACGCGCGGGCGGCUGGCGGGGGGCAGCGGGCUCCCAGGGCCCGUGGAGGUCGACGAGUGCUCAGAGGGAACAGAUGACUGCCACAUCGAUGCCAUCUGCCAGGACACACCCAAGUCCUACAAAUGCCUCUGCAAACCAGGCUACAAGGGGGAAGGCAGGCAGUGUGAAGACAUUGACGAGUGUGAGAAUGACUACUACAAUGGGGGCUGCGUCCACGAGUGCAUCAACAUCCCGGGGAACUACAGGUGCACCUGCUUUGAUGGUUUCAUGCUGGCACAUGACGGACACAACUGCCUAGAUGUGGAUGAGUGUCAGGACAACAAUGGUGGCUGCCAGCAGAUCUGUGUCAAUGCCAUGGGGAGCUAUGAGUGUCAGUGCCACAGUGGCUUUUUCCUUAGUGACAACCAGCACACCUGCAUCCACCGCUCCAAUGAGGGUAUGAACUGCAUGAACAAAGACCAUGGCUGUGCCCACAUCUGCCGGGAGACGCCCAAAGGUGGGGUGGCCUGUGACUGCAGGCCCGGCUUUGACCUUGCCCAAAACCAGAAGGACUGCACACUAACCUGUAACUAUGGAAACGGAGGCUGCCAGCACAGCUGUGAGGAUACGGACACGGGCCCCAUGUGUGGCUGCCACCAGAAGUACGCCCUCCACUCAGACGGUCGGACGUGCAUCGAGAAGGAUGAGGCUGCAAUUGAGCGCUCUCAGUUCAAUGCCACGUCAGUAGCUGAUGUGGACAAGCGGGUGAAACGGCGGCUACUCAUGGAGACGUGUGCAGUCAAUAACGGAGGCUGUGACCGAACGUGCAAGGACACAGCCACUGGCGUGCGAUGCAGCUGCCCUGUUGGAUUCACACUGCAGCCAGAUGGGAAGACGUGCAAAGACAUCAACGAGUGCCUGGUCAACCACGGAGGCUGUGACCACUUCUGCCGCGACACAGUGGGCAGUUUUGAGUGUGGCUGCCGCAAGGGCUACAAGCUGCUGACAGAUGAGCGGACGUGCCAAGACAUUGACGAGUGCUCCUUCGAGCGGACGUGCGAUCACAUCUGCAUCAACUCCCCGGGCAGCUUCCAGUGCCUGUGCCACCAUGGCUACACACUCUACGGGAUGACCCACUGCGGAGAUGUGGACGAGUGCAGCAUGAACAAGGGCAGCUGCGACCAGGGCUGCAUCAACACCAAGGGCAGCUAUGAAUGCGUGUGCCCCCCUGGGAGUCGGCUCCACUGGAACAGGAAGGAUUGUGUGGAGACAGGCAGAUGCCUUUCUCGAGCCCAGGCCUCGGCCCAGGCCCAUCUGUCCUGCAGCAGGGUGGGCAGCGUGGAGAACUGCCUCCUUUCCUGCCCAGCCCACACCCUCUUCAGACCAGACUCGGAGAAUAGCUACGUCCUGAGCUGUGGUCUUCCAGGUCUCCAGGGCAAGAUGCUCCCGAAACGCAACAGCACCAGCUCUGGCACCGGGCCCGGCUGCUCAGAUGCUCCCAGCACCCCAAUCAAGCAGAAGGCCCGCUUCAAGAUCAGAGACGCCAAGUGCCACCUCCGGCCCCGCAGCCGGGAGCGAGCAAAGGAGACCCCGAGGCAACCACUGCUGGAAAACUGCCUUGUGACGUUCCUGACUCUCAAGUGUGACUCCUCCAAGAAGAGGCGCCGCGGCCGCAAGUCCCCAUCCAAGGAGGUGUCCCAUGUCACAGCAGAGUUUGAGGUGGAGAUAAAGAUGGAAGAGGCCUCAGACACCUGCGAAGCGGACUGCAUGCGGAAGCGAGCGGAGCAGAGCCUGCAGGCCGCCAUCAAGACCCUGCGCAAGUCUAUCAACCGGCAGCAGUUCUACGUGCACAUCUCAGGCACUGAGUACGAGGUGGCCCAGCGCUCAGCCAAGGCCCUGGAGGGGCUGGGGACCUGCGGCACAGGCCAGGUGCUCCAGGACAGCAAAUGUGUGACCUGUGGGCCUGGCACCUACUUCAGUGGUGAACAGGGCCAGUGUGUGCCCUGCGUGUCAGGGACCUACCAGGACCUGGAAGGCCAGCUGAGCUGCACACCGUGUCCCAGCAGCGACGGGCUUGGUCUGGCUGGUGCCCACAACGUAUCUGAAUGUGGAGGCCAGUGCUCACCAGGCUUCUUCUCAGUGGAUGGCUUCCAGCCCUGCCAGGCCUGCCCCGUGGGCACGUACCAGCCUGAGCCUGGGCGCACCAGCUGCUUCCCCUGUGGAGGGGGGCUACUCACCAAGCUCGAGGGCGCUGCCUCCUUCCAGGACUGUGAGGCCAAAGUGCACUGCUCCCCUGGCCACCACUACAACACUACCACGCACCGGUGCAUCCGCUGUCCCGUGGGCACCUACCAGCCUGAGUUUGGCCAGAACCACUGCAUUACCUGUCCAGGCAACACCAGCACUGACUUCGAUGGCUCCACCAAUGUCACACACUGCAAAAACCAGCACUGCGGUGGUGAGCUGGGUGACUACACGGGCUACAUCGAGUCCCCCAACUACCCUGGAGACUACCCGGCCAAUGCUGAGUGUGUGUGGCACAUCGCACCGCCCCCCAAGCGCAGGAUCCUCAUUGUGGUCCCCGAGAUCUUCCUACCCAUCGAGGAUGAGUGCGGUGAUGUCCUGGUCAUGCGGAAGAGUGCCUCCCCCACGUCCAUCACCACCUACGAGACCUGCCAGACCUACGAGAGGCCCAUCGCCUUCACCUCCCGCUCCCGGAAGCUCUGGAUCCAGUUCAGAUCCAACGAAGGCAACAGUGGCAAAGGGUUCCAAGUGCCCUAUGUCACCUACGAUGAGGACUACCAGCAGCUGAUAGAAGACAUUGUUCGCGACGGGCGGCUGUACGCCUCAGAGAACCACCAGGAAAUUUUGAAAGACAAGAAGCUGGUCAAGGCCCUCUUCGACGUCCUGGCACACCCCCAGAACUACUUCAAGUACACGGCCCAGGAGUCCAAGGAGAUGUUCCCCCGGUCCUUCAUCAGACUGCUGCGUUCCAAAGUGUCCCGGUUUCUGCGGCCCUACAAAUAAGGCUCAGAGCCGUGCUGGGGAUGGCCGGGAGCCAGAGGGGAAGGACAGCCCCUUCCCUCUGUGGCGGGGGCUGAAGGGCAGCUCCGUGGCCUCCUCGUUGCCCAGGAGCCCAAGACGCGUGCACUUCAGGCAGGCUGCCAGCCCCUGGAGGGCCAAGGCCGAGCUGGCCCCUGUGGGACACUGCUUCUGAAGCCCUUUGCCUUCGCCUCUCAUCCCCAGACACCAGCAGCGCUUCUCCUGAGCCGGCUCUGGCCGACGCUGCCUGGGCCAGGGCCGGCCAUGGGAAGCAAAGAGCUGUGCCUCUGCCUGAUGCUGUGGGAGAGCGGAGAGUGGCGCUCUUCCCCAGAGCUCUGCAAGGCUUGGCCACUGUCACCCACAGGAAGCCAGGCCAGGGAAGGAAGGCACGUGGAGGCACCGUCUCCGAGGUGACAAGCCUGUCAGCAUGUGCAGGGCUGCCACCUGCCACUCUGCAGCCAAGGCACAGGACACAGUGCUGUGUCACUGGGCUCCAAGGACUCUGUGACGGAUGGAACAGAGCUGCUAGGGCAGGAAGCUGGAGGUCUGUGCUUUCCCUGAAUAGAACAGCUAAUAAGUACUAUAUAUAUAUGUAUAAAUAUAAAUAUAAAAUAUAUAUAUAUAUAUAUAUAUAUACUUCUACUUGUGGGUACUUUAGGGAAGUUCUCUUUAGCAGCUAUAAACACUCAGUGGCGUCACUGUCCCCGCAGCACUUGCCCCUCUGUGUGGGAGGUGGGAGCCAGGGCUGGCACAGCACGGGCCUCCUAGACACGCUCGUGAAUAUGAACCUAGGAAACUGGGCUCUGAUGCUGUGUUAGAGGGCUGGCCCUCUCCCAGUCCCUUCACAGUGACCUCACUGCCCUUGACAGGACACAGUUGAGGGCAGCCUCCUCUUGGACCGCUGCAGGGGGCAGCUAGCUUCCAGCCAUAAACUUAGGAAGGGGCCUGUAGCCAUGACGUUGGGGUCCAAACUGUACCUGCAGGCCACCAGGAAACAAGACCAUCCUGCCCUGAGGCCUGUCCAAGAGCCGUGGCCCACUCCUGACUUCGGGGAGGAACACAAAGGCCCAGGGAAGCCACAGGUGACCCGAGGCAGAGGCAGCCUGGGGUUGCAAGGCCUGGCUUCAGUGCAGCUCCCACCGUGGGCCUGCUGCCUCCCUCUCAGAGUCUCUCCUCAAGGCUGCAUUAUGUCCUACCUGCCAAGAAACGGGAGCCAGCUGAGACCUCCAGCACCCAGGGUCUGCGAGGCCUCGCCCACACGUCACACUGCCUGCUGCCAGCAAUAGGACAAGCAGAGGAAGUGUUCUGUAUUUUUCAGGUUAACAAAUAUUAAAAUUCCCAGGAACAUGGAAGAAUCGUAAGAUGAACUCCAACCACCGAUGCCAAGUGCCCUUAGGUCUCUGGUCCCCAGCCUGGCCUGGCGGGUAAGAGGUGAGCAGUUGGAGAAACACACAACACAGGACUAUGGACACACAGGCCAGCGAGCAAAGUCUCAAGAUCCGAGGCUGCUGACGGGAAGCCAGGGCAGGCACAUUCUCCAGUCCAAAGCCAGGCUUGGAGCGCAGGCGCACGUCGGCGCCACGACCCCCACUGCAGAGCUGCGUCUCCAACUGGGCUGACUCUGCGGGCAGUGCCAUCUCUCAAGUCAGCCCCGAUUUGUGGAGAGAGGCAGGUGGACUGACCAGCCCUGCUGGGCACUGCACCACCCCUGGCUGGUCCCUGUCCCUGCAGGCCAGUCUUGGUUUCCAGAAGGAAGCCUCCCUCCCUUUGUCAGGCCAUCAGUCACCCCCAGAAAUGAGAGACAGCCGCCCUAGACACAGGGAGUGGUCUGUCCUCGUUAUUGGGGUUCUCUAGGGAAAUGGACAUAUUAGAGGGGACAAGUUACAGGAAUUGUCUGACAGAUAUGGAGGCCUAGAAGGUCCACGUAGAACUCUCUGCAAGCCAGAGAGCCAAGAGAGCCUGCAGCGGAAUGCAGACUGAGCACAAACCUCGAAGCUGUGGGCAGCUGCAAGCCUGGAGUCCAAGGCCCCAGAGCCAGAAGCACCAGUGUUAGGGACCAAAGGAGAUGGACACCCAGCUCCAAGAGAGCCAGUUUGCCCUCCAUCCACUUCUUUGUCCUGUUGGGCUCCUUGGACCAUCAGAAAAUGCCACCCACACUGGGCAGGGCCUGAUCCACUCAGCUUACUGAUGCACGGGCUCCUCUUCCCCGGAAACAGCCUGGCAGGCCACAGAGAGCACUUCCGGUUACCUGGGACUUGCCCUAGCAGACAGACCGACACACACCAUCAACCAUUGCACUUCUCAAAGCGUUCCCCCCUUUAAUUCUCAAAAACCAGGGAGGAAAAGCAAGAGCCCUCAGCUCCCCUGAGUUCUUCCUGCAGCUGCAAAGUCAAUUCUGGCAGCUGCCACUCACAUGCCCACUAGGCCACCCCCAUCUCAUGUUCCAUGGCUCUCACUGCCCAGAGUCCCCAGGGUGAGCAGGACAGGGCAGGGGCAAUGCAGGCCCCUCUUCCUUCUCUCACCGUCAAGCCCGUUUUUAGCUCUCGUCCCCUAAAGAGGAGAACCAGGUAGUCAGCCCUAGCUUACCAGCGGCUCUCAGGCCACCACCCUGCCCUCCCUGUAACACUGCUGCCCCUCACCAUCGGGAUGUCCUGAAGUCCAGGUUGGGUCUGCCCUGACUCCACACUGGCCCCACACAGGAACUCUGGGCCGCAGCUGUUACACCCAAAGCCAGCCGAGGUCCUCAGGCCCUGGUAUUCCCAGGGAGACCUUCCAGGAGGCCGGGCACAUCUCCUCGAGCUCACGUGCUGCGCCCGCGAUAGCUGGGCUGCCGCGUGGUGACAUUGCACUUGCUUCACGGUGGAGGUACAGGGGAAACAUGGGCACCAGGACUGGGCCCAGGCAGGGCAGAUGUAUGUGCUGAGGCCUGAAGGACGGAAGCCCAGGGCAGGAGUGCCGGAGGCUCCCACGCUGUCAAGGAGAAGCCAGCGCGGCCCAUUCCUGGACUCUGGCCUUGAGCGGCCUCUGACCCUGCAUCACUGGCCACUUAGUGAAUUCCCAACAGCCACGCUGCGCCCUGUGCUCCCACGGAACAGGACCCAGGAACAGCUUCCAGAAGCAAAAGCCCUUCCACUUGGUGAUGACUGAAAGGGAGACCUGGCUCCUCCAGUUUCCUCCGAGCUUUACUCAGCGCCUGGCAAACCUCAGUGAGGAUGUGAGUGGAAAACCAAGAUGUUCCCUGCCCGGGCUCCCCAGGAGGUGGUCAGGUGGGACCCAGGAGUUGGGGCGCCCCUUUCAGUCCUGGCUUCUCCUUGCACUCAGCUUCAGAGAAAUGUGCUGAGGAAGGGAAAGAAAUCUGUGUGACCCUCCAUCAGGGGGUGUCGUGGGAAUGACCAGGGGUGCCUGCAGGGAGGGGGCCUUGUCCGCUGCCCAUAAUUAGACCGCUUCUUGUCCCAGGUCUUCUCUUCUCUGCACCAGAGCCUGGCAGCCACAGUGGGCUUCCCCUGCCUCAGCUUUGGGCUGCAUCCCCUCUUAAGGGGCAAAGUCAGCCGUGCCCCUCGCCCCACUCCCCUCACCCAACACAGGGCACACUGGCCCGUGGUGAGGACAACUUUCUCAAACUCCGGCCCCUGCAAGAACAGCUUUCCAGCAACCCCAUCCUACACACACCCAGGCUGCAGAGCCCAAGCCGGAGGACUUGGUCAGAGCUCCCUCCUGCCGUCCAUCGGCUUCAGACAUGCAGAUAAAGUAGAACUGAAAUAUGGGCCAGAAAGUCCUGGGCCAAGGAGGCCAGGUUUGAAAGCCUUAAGAGGGACCCUGCUGGCGUCACCUCUGACGGGCAGUUUCCCACGUGAACCGCGUUGGUGCUUCUCGGAGCUGCAGCCCACCUGGGCUUUUCCAGGGAAGGAAGCCCAGACUAUUGGAGCUGCAGCACCAGGGGGUGUUCAGUGACCCUUGGGGACACAAGUGUUACUCCAGUGUCUCCACCUUCCCCGCAGAAACAAGGCACGAAUGGGCUGGGUCCUUUGGCAGGCUCUUGCGGGGCACCUGCCGUGUGCUGGGCUCCUAGAAAGACAGGGAACCACACAGACGCAGAGCCGCAGCCUGCCCAGGACAUCUCUACCCUGCAGUCACCACUGACCUCGCCUGGCACAGCCCAGCCCAGGAAGACCGGUGCCUUUCUUUCCCCCAGGGGCCCCAGAUACUUUACCUCCUCCGUUCCCUGCCUGGAAAGUCUGACCAGCCUGGCAAACUCCUUUUUAUAGCAAGGCCCCUUAGCUUCACCAAAGACACCAAGGUGGCAGCACAGCCCUUCCAAACAAGGUGGCAAUACCCAAAUGCGGUCAUUCAGAGCAAAGGCCAGAGGACUUGACGUGAGUGGGAAAUGCCCGUGGGACACUCAAGACACAGCAAGCAGGCUCCCCUGCCCCUGCGGCGCCCACGGACUGCCAGCCCCUCCAGGAGUGAGUCCCGAGAGAGCCCAGCUGACUCGGGCUCAGCAUGCGCCCCUCCCAGCACCCUGCUCAGGCAGCCCCCGUGGAGUGGACCCUUGCUCCCCCACAGCCCCUGGUGCCAGCGUGCAGCUCCUGAGCGAGUCCUUUGAAAUCAUCUGUACUCCCCAGUUUCAACCGGAAGAAGUGACGGAGGCGCCGUAAACGUCCACUCAGGGCCUCCUGCCUACAGGUGCUGAGCCCAACGCUGUUCCUUCCACAGGGACCGUCCCUUCAGCCCUUCAAGGCAGGCUGGGCUCGACCUGUUCCUCAGGUGGGACGCCAGGACUCUGGGAGACCAAGGGACACCCCCAAGAUGAGUCAGAUUUUCAUGCAGUGGGGGUCAAACCCACGCCCGCGGAAGCCAGGCCUGUCAGGUGCAGGAAAUGCCUCUGCGGCAUGACGCUGAGCGCAAGUUCACCAACUGGAGCCUCGGCGGGGUCAGUCUGGCAGUGGGAUAGGGGACAUGAGGGUCGAGGUGCACAGGCAGGCGGUGGCUCGACCUGGGUUCCCUCCUUCUUACCAAGCACUGAGCACUCUUCAGAGGCGAGGGGACAGGCACUCACCAUGCAGAUACCCUGGCCUCUCGGGAGGUGGUGGCAGGCCCGGAGGUCCCCAGGCGGCUGAAGAGAGCACCGCCGUGCCCAGCAGGGCCAGAGGACACCUGCCGGGAAGGCCGGACACCGAGCACCUGGGCCGCAGCACUCUACGGACAGCCACGGAAGCUGCCCUCUGUGCUCACCUUCCCCCUGGGCUUCUGUGAAAGUGCCGUGCCGGACAGGCACUUGGCAGUGAUCCAUCCGCCUGUGAGGGUGACAAGUGCCAUUGCAGCCAGUGUCCUUCAGUUGCCUCAGAUACUCAAAGUUAUUUUCUCCACCACGUUCCCCCACAUGCAUGUAAUUAAAUGUUUGUGAAAAUCGCUUUAUA